AUGAAGCCUCCUGUAAGGCGGCGCGCGGCCCCGGCGCGGUACCGAGGGCUGGCCCCGGCCGGGGUCCGCACGGCCACGCUCUGGACCCCACGGGAAAAGCAGCAACUCCUCCGUUUACUGCAGGCACGAGACGGGGAGCGGGAACCCGAGGCUGCGGAGCUGAGGCAGGGGCUGCCCCACCGGAGCGAGGCUGAGAUCCAGGAUUUCUUGCAGUUGUUGAAGCGUCGUGUGACCCGGGAGGUAAUUCAGCAGGAGCAUCGCUGCUGCCAGAAGGAACAGAGGCUUCACAAGGCUGAAGUUCCAGCCCCCAUUGAGGUUUGGACAGAUCUGGCUACAAAGGUCACCAGCCAGUUGGAAGAAGCGAUGACCACUGCCUUUUCCCAGAUCCUGACCAUUGCUGCGACAGAACCCGUGAGUCUGCUCCACUCCAUUCCGGAGAAGCCAACCCAAGCCAGUGAGAGACAGCUUCUCUCCAAAGACUCUUGUUCCCAGGGAGAACUCCCACCUCAGGCUCCAGAGCCCACCCAAGAGACCAGUGGGGGAGUAUCUGGCACCUCAGACACCCAGGUCAAGAUGAACUCCUCCAAAUCUAGCCUGGCCUCACCCGCAAAUGGAGACUUUGUCAUUGACUUUGAGAAGAUAUAUAAAUAUCUUUCAAGUGUAUCUCGGAGUGGCAAGGGCCUUGAGCUUUCCCCUGGAGAGUCUGCCGUCCUCCUUGAUCUGCUCAUGUCCCUCCCUGAGGAGCUCAGUCGCCUGCCCUGUGAAAGGCUGCAGGCCCACAUGGCUAGUUCCUACAGAAAACUGGUACGCCCUCAAUCGAACUCAGGCCCAAGCCCUGAGGAACCUGGCAAAGGCCAGUCCGUGGAAGACAGUGAAGUUAGCACCUCCCCUAGCAGUGCCCCAGGAAGCAUGGAAAGCCCAGCUCCUGAGAGGUCUUCCGCUUCUGGGCCAAGUCCUCCCCCUGCUCAGCACCAGCUGUGGCAGGAUCUGGAGUUCUGUCCUCUGAACCCAUUCCUGGUUCCCUUGGAGCUUCUGUCUCAGGCCCCAACUCCUGGGCAGUGAGCACUGGCAGGCCCUUUGCCAGGAGACCCUCCUGAGGGCGGAGCCCUACACUGCAUCCCCAGGCGAGGGGGUGUGUGUGUGUGUGUGUGUGUGUGUGUGGUCAGGGUGAGAGGAGGAGAGAAAAAAGGUGAGCUCCUAGGAAAUAAAGCUAUGUUUUAUUAUUUCUGAAAUUCCUUUCCUAUUUUAUCCUAGGUUUCUAGGCAAUUCCAUGACUGGGUUUAUCUGAUUCCCUAUUCUCAAUAUCUGAUCUGAACAAGUACCUAAAAAUCUGUACUAGGUAGGAAUUUAAAGAGAUUCCAAAGUUCCUGGGGCCCAGAAUCAUAUCUGUUCUGCUGAACCCCAUUCCCUCUCUGGAUUUGAAGAGUUGUAUAUGUGUUUGAAAGAGAUUUCAGGCAGACAAGUCCUGGGAGUUCUGGGGCAGUCAGGGUUAUUCUGGGAAAAGCACUUUUUAAACCUUAAAGUAUCAUUUAAGUGUGAUUUCAAAAAAAAUGAUGCGUUUGCUUCUUCAGCAAAUACUGGUUGAGUAUCUCUAAUGUGCAUGGUCUUCCUCUCCUCCUCUUCUCCACUCUGCCUGGUGUGCAUGAGAUAGUUCAGCAUCAGAACACCCCGGUAUUUGCCACCCUCAACACUAUCAUUCCUUUGAUACCUUAGUUUUCAGUCAGGUAUUGUAGUGAAGAUUGGGUUUCUGCCUCAGCCUUGUGAUUUGGUUGCUGAUGGGCACAGUUAAGUUUAUCCAUCUCAAAAAUAUGUAACUUAGGUUCAGAAGGAAUACAAGACAGGAUUCUGGAUACUGGUUUUUAUUUUCAAAAUAAAAUUUUAAAAAGCUAAUAAAAACAAAAUUAAAUUACAAGUAA
This is a messenger RNA of Vombatus ursinus (common wombat), 1916 nucleotides long. It is a transcript of the gene SNAPC2, whose product is annotated as small nuclear RNA activating complex polypeptide 2. NCBI's taxonomy places the organism in Eukaryota, Metazoa, Chordata, Mammalia, Diprotodontia, Vombatidae. Gene Ontology annotation, biological process: snRNA transcription. Gene Ontology annotation, molecular function: RNA polymerase II general transcription initiation factor activity. The coding region runs from base 1 to 1062 and encodes 353 amino acids. The transcript has 5 exons. The record is from RefSeq and is a predicted model, not a curated record. Gene Ontology annotation, cellular component: nuclear body.